Molecule: messenger RNA, 1080 nt
Organism: Chlorella variabilis
Lineage: Eukaryota; Viridiplantae; Chlorophyta; Trebouxiophyceae; Chlorellales; Chlorellaceae
Exons: 4
Coding region: 1-1080 (359 amino acids)
Biological process (GO): protein phosphorylation; MAPK cascade
Molecular function (GO): ATP binding; MAP kinase kinase activity
Source: RefSeq, a predicted model, not a curated record
AUGCUUGUGGUGCCCCUGCAUGCCCUGCCUGUGCCCCGCCCACUUUGGACAGCAGCGCCAUGCGUGCAGAUUUCAGAGCAUGACGUGCGCAUUGUGCGCACGCUGGGCAGCGGCGCCAGCGGCGUGGUGCAGAAGGCCUUUCUGCCACGCGAGUCUCGCUUCGUGGCGGUGAAGAAGAUCAGCGUGCUGGAACGGGACAAGCGCCACCAGCUGAUGAACGACAUCAAGGCGCUGUGCAACGCCCCGGUCAUGGAUGGCCUCAUCCGCUUCUUUGGCGCCUACCACUCUGCCGACCGCGGCCAGAUUGCGGUGGUGCUGGAGUACAUGGAUGGCGGCAGCUUGGCGGACGUGGUGCAGCGGGUGCAGCGCAUCCCGGAGCCCGUGCUGGCGGGGAUCACCGCCCGCAUCCUGCCCGCCCUUGCCUACAUGCACUCACGACACAUGGUGCACCGCGACAUUAAGCCCGCCAACAUCCUCAUGUCCACCGACGGCCAGCCCAAGGUGUCCGACUUCGGCAUCAGCGCGUUCAUGGACAACACCAUUGCGCAGUGUCACACGUUUCUGGGCACGGUGACCUAUAUGAGCCCGGAGCGCAUCAACGGUGAGGCUUACUCCUUUCCUGCCGACAUCUGGGCGCUAGGGCUGACGCUGCUGGAGUGUGCCACCGGCAAGUAUCCAUAUGACGCCAGCGGUGGAACCAUCCAACUUAUGAUUCAGCUAAUGGAGGAGGACUGCCCGCUGCCACCGGCGGGCCAGUGCUCACCGGAGCUGCGCGAUUUUGUGGCACAAUGCAUGCGGAAAGAUCCCUGGCAGCGCCCCACAGCGGAGCAGCUCAUGCAGCAUCCGUUCAUCACACAGCGAGGGCAGCCGCCAGCAGACCUGCGGACGUUCAUGCGCAGCUGCAUGUACGACGCGGCGGAGAAACUGGAAGAUGCGGUGGCAGUGCUGACCAGCCGCUUCUACAACAACUUGUCAUACAACUGGCGGGACAGCGACAGCAUAGCGGCCUACUAUGCCUCUGAUGCGGUGCGGGGUACUGCUGCUGUUGGCCAUGCGAGUUUUGUUCUUGUGCUGCUCUAG